Carlito syrichta (Philippine tarsier) is the source of this 1742-nucleotide messenger RNA. It is a transcript of the gene CD19, whose product is annotated as CD19 molecule. The record is from RefSeq and is a predicted model, not a curated record. Gene Ontology annotation, biological process: B cell receptor signaling pathway; regulation of B cell activation; B cell proliferation involved in immune response. The transcript is spliced from 14 exons. NCBI's taxonomy places the organism in Eukaryota, Metazoa, Chordata, Mammalia, Primates, Tarsiidae. Gene Ontology annotation, cellular component: external side of plasma membrane. The coding region runs from base 57 to 1727 and encodes 556 amino acids.
CCGCCUGCCCCAGCAUCCCCUGCGCGCAGCUGGGUGCCCCAGGGAGUCUGGCCACCAUGCCACCUCCUCUCCUCCUCUUCUCCCUCCUCUUCCUUACCCCUGUGGGGGUCAGGCCCGAGGAGCCAUUGCUGGUGAAGGUGGAAGAGGGAGGUGAUGCUGUGCUGCCAUGCUUCAGGGGUCCCUCAGAUGGCCGGCCUGAGCAGCUGGCCUGGUAUCGGGAGACCCAGUCAGCACCCUUCUUACAGCUGAACCUGGGGUUACCAGACCUGGGCAUCUACGUGGGGCCCCUGGGCGUCCUGCUGUUCAUGUUCAAUGUCUCUGACCAGAUGGGAGGCUUCUACCUGUGUCAGCCAGGGCCCCCUUCUGAGAAGGCCUGGAAGCCUGGCUGGACAGUCAGUGUGAAGGGCAGCGGGGAGCUGUUCCGGUGGAAUGCUUCAGACCUAGGUGACCUGGGCUGCAGCCUGGACAACAGGUCCUCAGAGGGCCCCAGACCCCCUUCUGGGAAACUCGCCAGCUCCCAGCUGUAUGUGUGGGCCCAAAACCGCCCUGAGAUCUGGAAGGGAGAGCCUGGAUGUGCCCCACCUAGGGACAAUCUGAAUGAGAGCCUCAACCAAGACCUGGCCCCUGGCUCCACACUCUGGCUGUCCUGUGGGGUACCCCCUAACUCUGUGGACAGAGGUCCCGUUUCCUGGACCCAUGUGCACCCCAAGAAGCCCAACAUUUCAUUGCUGAGCCUAAACCUGACAGAGGAUUACCCAGCCAGAGACAUGUGGGUCCUGGAGACUGGGCUGUUGUUGCCCCAAGCCACAGUUCAAGAUGCUGGUAUCUAUUAUUGUCACCGUGGCAACCAGACCAUCAAGAUGCAUCUGGAAGUCACUGUCCAACCAGCACUGUGGCACUGGUUGCUGAGGACUGGUGGCUGGAAGGUCGUAACUGUGACUUUAGUUUAUUUGAUCUUCUGCCUGGGUUCCCUGAUGGGCUUUCUUAAUCUCCAAAAAGCCCUGAUUCUGAGGAGGAAAAGAAAGCGAAUGACUGACCCUACCAGAAGGUUCUUCAAAGUAACGCCUCCCCCAGGAAACGGGGCACAGAACCAGUACGGGAACGUGCUAUCCCUUCCCACUCCCACCUCGAGCAUAGGACGCGCCCAGCGUUGGGCGGCAGACCUGGGGGGCACCGUCCUGUCCUAUGGAAGCCCACACAGCGACGUCCAGGAGGCUGGAGCCGUGGGGUCCCGGAGCCCGCCGGGAGAGGGCCCAGAAGAAGAGGAAGGGGAGGCCUAUGAGGAGCCGGACAGCGAGGAGGGCUCCGAGUUCUAUGAGAACGACUCCAACCUUGGGCAGGACCAACUCUCGCAGGAUGGCAGCGGCUAUGAGAACCCUGAGGACGGGUCCUUGGGUCCUGAGGAGGAAGACUCCUUCUCCAAUGCUGAGUCUUAUGAGAAUGAGGAUGAAGUGCUGGCCCAGCCAGUCACCAGAACAAUGGACUUCCUGAGCCCUCAUGGGUCUGCCUGGGACCCCACCCGGGAAGCAACCUCCCUUGCAGGGUCCCAGUCCUAUGAGGAUAUGAGAGGGAUCCUGUAUGCAGCUCCCCAGCUCCGCUCCAUUCGGGGCCAGCCUGGCCCCAAUCACGAGGAAGAUGCAGACUCCUAUGAGAAUAUGGACAAUCCCGAUGGACCAGAGCCAGCAUGGGGAGGAGGAGGCCAUGUGGGGACCUGGAGCACCAGGUGACCCCCAGGUGAUCAG